GAAGAUAAAAUGAUAACUGCGUUUCAAAAAUACAAAUAAAACAAUUGUGAAAUAAAAAAAAUAUUUUUUUUUUUUCUUUUUGUGAAAAUACAUUGUACAUGCCCAUCCAGAGUGAAUGCUUAAAAUAAUCGGGGUAGGUCUAGCGUUUGGGUUGGGUUAUAUGACUGCCUACAAUGACCUGUUUACAUACGUGUUGCAAGAGAAUAUGGUUUUACAUGCGUUUUUAGGGUUAACUGGUUGUUUCUUAUUUAUAUUUGUUCCACUAGAGAGAUUAGCAGAAAAGGAAUCGAUUCAGCAUCCUAUAUCACCAAUGCGAACCUCAGCUAGAGAACAUUUACAACGAAGAGGUAGUUUUUAAAAAUAAAAUUUCUUUUGAAAAGGAGAAAAAAAGGGAAUGAUUUACACAAAAAAAUAUAAUAAAUGGGGGGUUAAGAGAGU
Messenger RNA from Mucor mucedo, 438 nucleotides. RefSeq lists its product as uncharacterized. Lineage: Eukaryota; Fungi; Mucoromycota; Mucoromycetes; Mucorales; Mucoraceae. Bases 116 to 358 code for a protein of 80 amino acids. The transcript has 3 exons. The record is from RefSeq and is a predicted model, not a curated record.